CACAAACACCCCCCAGAUCCCGAAUCAAUCGCCCGAAACAACAAGUCAAAGAAAGAACCCACCUUUCUUCCUCCAUGCCCAUGGGCGAGCAAUCCCUCUCCCAGCCUCACCCCAAUCCCCAUCCCCUCUCCCCAUCGCCGCCUCCCGCCUCCGCCACCGCCGCAUCGAGCUCCCGCGCGGCUGCCUCCCGCGCGAAGAAGCCCCACUCGUCAAACUCUUCCGGCCCCGGCGCGUCCAAGAAGCCCCGCCUGGCGGCGGCGCAGUGCGCCCGCGGGCGGCCCCUGUCCGCCGACGGCGAGGUGGCCGCGGCCAUCCGGCACCUGCGCGCGGCCGACACGGCCUUGGCCCCCGUGAUCGACGCGCACGACCCGCCGGUCUUCCACUGCCCGCACCGCCCCUUCCACUCCCUCGUCCGAUCCAUCCUCUACCAGCAGCUCGCCUUCAAGGCCGCCGCCUCCGUCUACUCCCGCUUCCUCGCGCUCCUCGGCGGCGAGCCCCAAGUGCUCCCCGACGCCGUCCUCUCGCUCUCCGAGGACCAGCUCCGCCAGAUCGGGGUAUCCCCGCGCAAGGCCUCCUACCUCCACGACCUCGCCCGCAAGUACGCCUCGGGCAUCCUCUCCGACACCUCCGUCGUCGCCAUGGACGACCGCUCCCUCGCCUCCAUGCUCACCAUGGUCAAGGGCAUCGGCGCCUGGAGCGUCCACAUGUUCAUGAUCUUCUCCCUCGCGCGCCCGGACGUGCUCCCCUCCGCCGACCUCGGCGUGCGCAAGGGCGUGCAGCUGCUCUAUGGCCUGGACGACGUGCCCCGCCCCUCGCAGAUGGAGAAGCUCUGCGAACGGUGGCGCCCCUACCGCUCCGUCGGGGCCUGGUACAUGUGGCGGCUCAUCGAGUCCAAGGCGGCACAGAUUGCGCCGGCUAACCCUGUCGUGCCGCCCGCGCUGCCUGUGCCUGGUGACGAGUUCAUGCUCGAGGAACAACAGCAGCAGCAUCAACAGCAACCAACUGCCAUCCAGAUGAUCGAUCAGGUUCAGAUGCUUCCAGGAUUGGGGUGAAUUCGGUAUCAUUCGUUCCUGCUCAUUACUUCCUGGUGUUAGAUGGAUGGUUACUGUCUGAAUCUGUUGCCUGCUUCGUGUAUCAUUGUUCUGUAUUGGCCGAGAAGUGUAGUGCUCAAAGUGAGUAUCUGGAGGCAACUUUUUAUUCAAUUAGUUGGCUUUAUGUUGUCGGUUCAUCUGUGCUAAGAGUAUGGAUAUCGGGAUUUGUUUUUCUUUUAGAUUAUGUACAAACCAUUCCUAGUAUUUAAGGGUCUCCUCUUUGGAGUUGUGAAUGUUUGCAGUUUAUCUGUAUUAAGUUCAUUCCGAAGCAUGACAAAAUCAUCUGAGCUAUGAGUAUGGACAUCAGGGUUUGUUGUUCUUUUAGAUCAUGUAAAAACCAUUCCUAGUAUUUAAGAAUCUCCUCUCCUCUUUGCAGUUGUGA
Molecule: messenger RNA, 1473 nt
Organism: Brachypodium distachyon (stiff brome)
Lineage: Eukaryota; Viridiplantae; Streptophyta; Magnoliopsida; Poales; Poaceae
Product: putative DNA-3-methyladenine glycosylase YfjP
Exons: 1
Coding region: 75-1052 (325 amino acids)
Biological process (GO): base-excision repair, AP site formation; base-excision repair; DNA alkylation repair
Cellular component (GO): nucleus; protein-DNA complex
Molecular function (GO): alkylated DNA binding; DNA-3-methyladenine glycosylase activity; DNA-7-methylguanine glycosylase activity
Source: RefSeq, a predicted model, not a curated record